This is a messenger RNA of Podarcis muralis (Common wall lizard), 1045 nucleotides long. The record is from RefSeq and is a predicted model, not a curated record. Lineage: Eukaryota; Metazoa; Chordata; Lepidosauria; Squamata; Lacertidae.
AGUGGAGGCACGAACUACAAACCGAUGCCAGGCGGCAGACUGGACUGUGCCGUCAGUGGACGCUUGCGUGCUGUCAAGUGGCACAACUGCAGCCGAGGAGGGGGGUGGCAGAGAAGAAGAUGAGCUAGUGGAAGCAAAGAGGCAAGCAGCGGUGGUAGCAGUGGCAGUCAGAGAGGUGUGUGUCCAGCAGCUUUGGAUCGGGGCCUGCCUCAAAUCGCCGGCCACCUUACCGAAAUAUUUUUGCCUCGUCGACAAUUCCUGGAGCAUUGGGAACCUGACAGAGUGAUAGAUGAUCCUGGUUCCUUGCGAGAGCCGGGAAGAGCGUCUCCCUCUUCAGAAACCAAAAACCAGAGACUUUAAACAACGGGGGAAAGAGUUGAGAUUUGCAAGCUUAGGCGGCUUGGUGCCUAAAUGUUUGCUAACAUCUUCCCGAGCACAUGUAUGAUGGGGUGUGCGAUGGUGCAUUCCGGGAAACGUUUGGAAUCCUCUACAAGGAAGCACUUGAUUUGACAGGCUUCAAAAGAGGACUUUCUGGAACGGGCUGCGCCAGAGAAGAGAGCACUUUACCAAUUGCAGAAAGUGUCUUUUGAAAAGGAGCCUAGUUCCCUUGGAGCAGCCAUCAGAGCCAGAUCCUCAGUGAGCGGCCUGCUCCUGUCUCGUUGCGUUCUUCACUUAACGGGGUGUGAUAAAGGAGGAGACAGACUUCCAAGGUUGAAGUGUCUUCCUGCAUAUGACUAAUCCAGGAGACCCUGUCAAAGUUAUGGAGACCUCAGCUAUGACCUCCGGCCCUGUGGUUUGCCCAGUCACCUUUUCACAAGUCUUUGGGCAUCAGUGCCAACUUCUGGAGGCAGCUGUGCAGUCACUACACACCUUGAACGACCAGAUCUCAGACUUCAUCAUGAACAAGGCCAAAGCGCUCAGUGAAGAUGACAACACCUUCCUGCCCAAUGAGAAAGACACACUGAAGAACUCCAUGGCGCUCAUGAGACACCUCUUAAUGGAUGCGCAGCAUUUGGAGCUAUCUCUCAGAGUCUGGGGACAGUAG